AUGCCUUCCCUACCCGAUUUGCCAGGGCUAGUUAUGAAUCAUAUUCUGGAUUACUGUGAUGUUCGAUCCAUUUUUUCCCUCCGAAAAGUGUCUCCUGAUCUCCGGAAUCAUAUUGAUGACGUCAUCCCAUCUCUCCACUUGUCCGGAAUUAAAAUCGAAGUGAGAGAAGGAUUCCUUUUUCUUGUUUUGUCGGACGAUAUUGAAAUCAAAUAUGGGAGCUUCAGUCGGAUGUGUUACGAAAAUGAUGAUGAUGAAGCGGAACCAGUAGAGAGAAAAGGGUGUAAAGUGGAGUGCAACAAUAUGAAGCACUUUUUGGAAGGCGAAAAUUUCAUGGAUGUUUUCCGAAAUGAUCUUGAAUUGCUGUUGAAAUUCCAGAAAGCUGAUCCUGAGACCCUGGAGAGAGUAGUGUUGCAAUGGUGUGAUGAUGAAGAUUGGUGUGCUAUCAGGACUAUUCACCAGGAAGAAAUUAUUAAAAGUCUCGAGGAAAUAGAGAAAAAUGAGAGAAACGCAAUGAUGAAUCCGCUGAAAACAAUAUUUGAGGAAAUCGCAGCUAAACAAGGUGUAUCCCUGAAAGCAAGAACAUUCGAGACUCGCGGAGUAUUUAUAGAAGAAGCUAAGUCACUUCUGAAACUAUUCCAACCAGGAACAUUGAAAUGUAUCAAAAUUCAUGACCCUCAUCUCAGUCCAGUUAAAAGAACAUUUACGAGGAAUUACAUUGCAACUAUUCGAAACCCAAUUUACAUUGUAACUUUGAAUGGUAUUGAAGACUUGAAUCAGUGGAAACAAGCGGACGAGUUGGAUACAAACGGGUUCCAUAUAACAGCAAGAGACCUUGUUGAAAGUUUCGGUCAUUUUUCGAGAGGAAAAGUUGAGCUGAGUGGAGCAACGGGAGAAGAAAUUUUCAACUUGAUGCAAGCUUUCCUCAAAUCCCCCAACUUCAAAAACUUCGAAUUGACUAUUCCACAAAGUAUAAUUCAUAUGAUGGAAGAAUAUUCUAGAGUCACUGAGCUAAGCAAUGUACUCGGACCAGCUCGAGUUACUAGACGAGGAGAGCAGGAUGGGCGGCGGGUUUUUGAGUGGACUUUGAGAAAUCCGGAUUUUGAUUCAGCUGUGAUUCUAGUAUACUCUCCUCCAACAAAUUUCCAGUUUUACAGACUUUGA
Molecule: messenger RNA, 1161 nt
Organism: Caenorhabditis remanei
Lineage: Eukaryota; Metazoa; Nematoda; Chromadorea; Rhabditida; Rhabditidae
Exons: 3
Coding region: 1-1161 (386 amino acids)
Biological process (GO): innate immune response
Molecular function (GO): protein binding
Source: RefSeq, a predicted model, not a curated record